Pogona vitticeps (central bearded dragon) is the source of this 5161-nucleotide messenger RNA. RefSeq names its product regulator of G protein signaling 22 (gene RGS22). Gene Ontology annotation, molecular function: G-protein alpha-subunit binding. The record is from RefSeq and is a predicted model, not a curated record. Gene Ontology annotation, biological process: regulation of signal transduction. Gene Ontology annotation, cellular component: nucleus; cytoplasm. NCBI's taxonomy places the organism in Eukaryota, Metazoa, Chordata, Lepidosauria, Squamata, Agamidae.
AGAGAGCGUGGGCUGGAGCGAGGCCUGACAGGCAAGCGUAGAUAAGAACCCCGCGCCGUGUAAUCGUCACCAAGGCAGCCUUAAGGGGCUGUCAGGCAGUGCAUCAUAAUAGCGCCUGCCUCGGUUGGAAGAAAUCGUAGUCCUUUCCCCGCUUCUUAUAGGCAAUCAAGUCAUUCAGGCCGAGCGUGGCGGGAACCGCAAAGCGCCUGGGCCGCUGAACGGGCGAGAGGCGGCGAAACCCUGCCAGCUACUGUCAAGGGGGGCCGUAGCGGCGCGCCUGGAGAGGGUGCCGCCGCUUUCGCCCGCUGAGCCCGGACCACCCGCCCCCCUUUUAGACGCCGAAAGCCAAGGCAAGGGUUGCUCGACGGAACCCUCUCCGCCGGCCUCCCCCUACCGAACGUGAAGGGGAGAUUUCCGCCGCCACCUUAAACGAGCUCUUGGUCGCCGCCACCCGCGCGCCCUCAGCCUCUCUGAGGGCUGGCUGGGCACGGCGACAAAGCACCCAACCCUCCGCCGGCAAGGAGAAGGCAAAUGUUUGCUCGUGGAGUCGCGAAAGGCCGUCCACUUGGGGCAUUGUCUGCAGGGGCUCCAUAGCAACCCAGCCCCGCUUCGCAGGAAGACCACAGGAACUCAGGCAAAGAGAGAGAGAGAGCGAGAGCGAGCAAGGCUCUCUAUUCGUGGACACCCGACGCUGGGAUUUAGGCUCGUCGCCGAGGCCCUCCCCGCCUUCCCGCUUGCUUCCCCCCUCCCCGAAGAAAAUGAGGCUUUAAGUCAGGCCUCGGGGCCAGGGUUCACGGACGCCACCGAACCAGUGCGAGCAUCUUCACCAUGCGAGAGAAGAGGCUUACCACCGUACCUCCAUGUAUAAGAGAAGAUGAAUUUGAAGAUUAUUUAGCCACUGACGAUAUACUUGUAGACUUCUUUAAUGAAUUCUUAAGUCUCCCAAUUUUUGCAGAAUCGAUUAAAUUUAACCCCGAUUUUGGAAUUUUUGAAGUGGCUACCGACACUCCACAACGUAUGGAAAACCAGCUCAGAAAGAUGCUGUAUGAACAGAAACCAAGGAAACCUAUUUAUGAUGUUACAAAGCCAGCAAGGUCAGAAACCCCGCUUUCUAAAGACAGCAGUCCUCCUCCUCUACCACAAAUUGUAGAUUUUGAUCUAAAUUACAAAACAAUGUGUUUGGACCGAGAACAGGCCAUUGAGUGGAUUAAAAAGGAAAGAUUGCCAGCGUUUUUAGAGAGUGAUUGUUACUUUGAAUACAGGUUGGCUAAACUGAUAUCACAGGUAGAGUGGAGCAAAACCGGUGUCAAUUUUGUUGUAGACAAAAAAUAUUACCCUUGGUUCACAAAAAGUCCACCACCAAUAGAACCCUUUGAAGAAAAUGAAGAUGAUUUGAUUAUGAAAAAGUUCUAUGUCUCUCUGGGCCAGGCUACUGUCACCCAGACACAGGAUUGGUUCACUCUAGCAAAGCAAAGCCAGAAUAUGAUCACUACAGAUUCUAUUACCCGCCCUCUGUCAUCAUCCCAUGUUCGUUUUUCUUUUGAGCCUUCAAAGGUGUCGUCUUCAUAUUUAGAUUUCAGGUCCCAAGAAGUGGUGCCUAACAUUUCUUCUACUAUUCUCAAUGCAGAUAUUUAUAGUAGUCACUUAGAACUGGAUUCUAGGAUUAAGAGGAAGCAUAGUCAAACUGAUUUCCGUCUUCCUCAGCGGGCAGCAGUCAGGAGAAGUAUAGAUGAAGGCAAUUCUUUGUCAGUUCCUGAUACUCCUUCACACACCAUUUUAAGAGCAUAUUUAGAGCAGAGCUGGGAUUCUGUUCCUCAAGUGGAAAUGAGUGGAGACCUUGCUCAGUAUCAAGAACUGGCAUAUUUUCGAACUGUGGAUGAGUUUUCAUUAGCUUAUGCGCAGUAUAUCCUGAAGAACUCUAUUGCAGUACUCACUGGGGAGCCUCCUGAAGCCGACCCAACUGAUGUCAACUUCAGCAGAGUGUCAAGAGUGUUUAUAUGCGAGAUAGAAAAUGUUCAACCUUUCAUGGAGCCGCUCCCACAACAACCUCCAAUCCCUGGUGAUGAUAUAAUGGAAAGGGGGAGUGAAAUCAGUGUGAAAUCCGAGAAGGAUAAUUCUGAAGCCAGGGCUGCCUGGUGUAUGGGCCACAAGAUGUAUGAUAUUGGUAACAGACAUGAGUUUGAAAGGUUCAAGAGGUUCAUCAGAGGAACUUUGGGGGAAAGAUACUGGUGGCUCUGGAUGGACAUUGAAAGACUGAAGGUCCUGAGAGAUCCUAAAAGGAAAAAAAGACAGCUUGAUAGAAUGAAAAAAAUAUACCUAGCCAGCAAUGGAGAUUAUUUCCUCACCUCUGAAGUUUUACAUAAACUGAACUUGGAGGAUGGAGACCAGUGGAACACACGUAACCUACAGCGCAUUCAGUCGGAAGUAGUGAAACCUUUGCUUCUCUACUGGGGUCCCAGGUUUUGUGUUAUUCAUACAGCUGCCAUACAGGCCACAGCUGCAAAGCUGAAAAUCUGGCAUUCUCGACAGCAGAAACCACGGAUGGAUGUGGAUCCUUUCCCACAGAUGGUGUCACUUCUGCCAUUGAGAGCUAAGUCCUGCAUGCCAAAAAUAGCACAUUCACAUCAACAGAGAGGAGAAAUAGGAUCACCCUCACCUCUGUCAAAAGCAGCUCUGUUAGAAUUACAUUCCCAGAGGCCUCCCAGGCUGCUAUCAGCCGUUUUACCCCGGAGUCAAAGUGCUGUUCAGGAAGAUCCGGAUGCCUUCAUCGGUUUAUCGGAUGUCUGUAGAAAACGACCAGCAACAGUGUGUAGCAAUGUGACUCACCAGACAGAAUUUACUGACAAAAUGGAUUAUCUGAAACCACACCUAGAUAGAAAAUACACCUAUGCAGAAGUAAUCCCGGGUAAAACAUCCCCAGAGGUUUUUGAACUAGGAAGUUCCAAAAUGGAGAGAAUGUUGCAGUCCCUUAACACAGAAAACAGAGCAGGCUACAUUUUCACAGAAUUCUGCGAGAAGUCCGGAAAUAAACUAUGGAAGAACAGUGCAUACUUUUGGUUUGACCUGCAGGAUUAUCAUCAACUUUUCUAUCAAGAAACCCUCCAUCCUUUGAAACUAUGCAAGCAAGCUCAAUUCCUGUAUGCAAACUACAUUGCUCCUUCUGCCAGUAUGGAUAUUGGACUAGAACAGACUGUAAAACAUGAGAUUUAUCAGAAAAUUGAGCCACCGUUUGAAGACCUUUUUGAUCCAUCAGAAGAAUACAUCUUGACUCUUCUCUUGGUUCCAUGGAUGAGUAUGGUGCAACAAGACAGAGAUAUUUAUGGGAAGGUGGAGCUGGUGGAAGAAACCCGACAGCUGGACUCAGUGUACUUCAAAAAGCUGCAUGCUUUGCAUGAAGAGAACAUUUCCAAGAAGGGUGAGGUUGGGGCUGUUGGAGCAGACAAAAUCUCAGAGCGUUCAGAUUCUGCUAAAGCUACAGAAUACCCAAGUCAAGUCCUCUCUGAAGAAGUUGUGCCAUACAGAAUUGCUGAAUUGUUGCACAAUAGACUGGAAAUGGAGCAAUUCCGAUUCUUUCUUGAACAACAGUCUUCAAGUGCAGACCUCAUGUGCUGGAUAGACAUUGAGCAGUUCAGGAGGAUGCUUCACAAAAAUAAACCACAGCGAGAAGAAAAAGCUAAAGAAAUAAAAAAUAAAUACCUAAAUAAGAAAUACUUCUUUGGACCCAACAGCCCAGCUACAAAAGAGCAACAGGAGCAGAUAAUGAAAUUAGGUGGAGGCUGGGGACAGGUGCUACAUGAACAAGUUAGCCCCGUGGUCCUGUUGGAAGUUCAAAAACGUGCUCAGGAGAGACUGGAGAAGAAGUGGCUGCCCUUAUUUUAUGCCCACGAAGAGUCAGAACCACGAAAGAAACCAAAGCCACACCUACGAGAUGCUGCAGAAGAUAUCUUAAUUCAGAGACAUGAGAAGAAAACAGAACCAUGGAAGCAUGCAGACAAUAAGUGGGUUUCUUCAUCACAGGAAAUCAUUACUUUCCGCAAAGCCCUGUUGAAUCCCAUCACAGCCUUUCAGUUUCAGCGUUUUGUGUCACUGAAAGGAGAUUUACUGGAGAAUGGAGUGCUCUUCUGGCAGGAGGUGCAGAAAUAUAAGGAUAUGUGCCAUUCCCACUGUGAUGAUGUCAUGAUCCAGAAUAAGAUCACAACGAUCAUCAACUGUUUCAUCAAUUCUGCCAUUCCACCAGCAAUUCAAAUUGACAUACCUGAAGAGCAAGCCCAAAAGAUAAUUGAGCACAGGAGAAAACUGGGCCCUUAUGUGUUCAGAGAGGCACAAAUGACUAUUUUUGCACUUCUUUUUAAAUUCUGGCCACAAUUUUGUGAGUUCCGAGGCAAUUUAGCUGAUGAGAAGAUUUUGCCUCUUUUGGACAAGAAAAGAGAAAAAAAGCUGCAAAAAAUGAAAAGAGCAAGAGAAGCAGAAGAAAAGACACAAAUGAAGAAAUAUGCUAUGUCUGCAAAGACAGGAAGUACAGGUCUUGAGUCUAGACGAACAAGCAAAAGUGAACUUUCAUCUACACCCAGUUUUUCUGGAUAUGGCCGACAGCUUUCCUGGACUUAUUCAAAAUAUCUAGAAGCUCUCCAGCAAGAAAGAGUUCUCCUAAAGAUUCAAGACGAUCUGGAGAAAAAAUCAAUAGCAUCAUCAGCUUAUACAGGUCUCUCAUCCAUUCUUACAUUGAAGAGUGAUCAUCCAGUACUGCCAGAAAGACCUACUCACACACCAGCCUUUACCUCAGCUUUUGUGAGGCAACAUCAAUAUCCACCGAAAGACAAUGAAAGAACUUCAAGACCUUAAAUAAGAAAUGUGAUGAAGAAAUCUUGGAUUUGAAGCAGCGCUAGGAACCGUCUACAGUUGAAAUAAACUAAUGAGGGCCAGUGGCUUGCACUAAUACUCAGGAUUAAUGAUCAUCUUCUGAUAGAGCUGUCAAGAAUGGAGAAAUCCUGUUCUUGCUAUUCUCCCUCACCCCACCCACACCCUCUUUGGGAAGGAAGGAUUGUCCAUCAACAUGAUCACAAAGUAGAAAUGGGGACAAACUGCCAAAAUGGUGGUUCGUCUUGGUUUGUGGUUCAUCAAAAUUGACAAACCACAUAAUUACUAAUGUUUUACCCAUAGC